Molecule: messenger RNA, 6741 nt
Organism: Zychaea mexicana
Lineage: Eukaryota; Fungi; Mucoromycota; Mucoromycetes; Mucorales; Lichtheimiaceae
Exons: 12
Coding region: 1-6741 (2246 amino acids)
Biological process (GO): leading strand elongation; DNA replication; DNA replication proofreading
Cellular component (GO): nucleus; epsilon DNA polymerase complex
Molecular function (GO): zinc ion binding; DNA-directed DNA polymerase activity; nucleotide binding
Source: RefSeq, a predicted model, not a curated record
AUGGCUACACGACGUGAAUUCGGCAGCGGUGGUAGAGGCGCCCGCGGCCGUUCAGGUCGAGGCCGAUUGGGAUCCACUCACGCCAACACAUCUCUUCAGCGAUACGGCUUACCUUCAGGAACAGAGAGUGCGCCCAGCAACCUCGAUCAACGUUUCGAAGAAAUUAAGCGUCUCGAUGCAUUAGAGGAACGCUUCAGCUUUGAACGUUAUAAUAGUGGACCUGAGCGUCUUGGUUGGCUCAUUAAUAUGCACGCGACACUUGUACCAGAUCCAGAAUGGGCAGGUGGUCGUGCAGGCGUAGACUAUUACUUUUUAGACGAAAAUGGAGAAACUUUCAAAGUGACACUUGUACAUAGCCCAUACUUUUACAUUGGUUGCAAGCCUGGCACAGAAGGUGAAGUGGAGGAAUACUUGCGACGACGUUUUGAAAAUACAAUCGAACGAGUCAAGCGAGUGCAAAGAGAGGAUUUGAAGAUGCCAAACCAUCUUAUCGGUCGAAAGCGAGUCUUGAUUCAACUAUUUUUUCGCAAUGUCUCGGAUUUAUUGUCUGUACGAAAAAUCUUAUUACCAGCAGCCCAGAAGAAUCGAGAAAAAACCAACGCCGUGGAUACAUAUGCGGAAGUAGUCAGUGAGACAAAUCAUAUCCGCUAUGAUCCAGGAUCUGGAUUAGCAUCAAUGUCUUCACGGAAAAACUUUAAUGAGGCGAUCGAGAACAUCAUUGACAUUCGUGAAUAUGAUGUUCCCUACUAUGUUCGAGUUGCCAUUGAUCUGAAUAUCCGUGUGGGAGUUUGGUAUACAGCAAAAGCUAUGCCGGAUGAAACUGUAGUCCUUACUCGGCGAGAGGAUCUUGUCCAACGUCCUGAUCCUGUCACGAUGGCGUUCGAUAUUGAAACCACCAAAUCACCCCUCAAAUUUCCUGAUGCAACAGUCGACUCCAUUAUGAUGAUUUCAUAUAUGAUCGAUGGGAAUGGAUACCUCAUCACCAAUAGAGAAAUUGUCAGUGAAGAUAUUGCAGAUUUCCAUUAUACACCAAAACCCGAAUAUCAAGGUGAAUUUACCAUCUUUAAUGAAGCAAACGAGUAUGAGGUCAUUCGCCGGUUUUUCGAACACAUUCAGCAAGCCAAGCCUACCAUCUAUGUAACUUAUAACGGUGACUUUUUCGAUUGGCCCUUUAUUGAAGCCCGUGCAAAAGCUAACGGCAUGGAUAUGUAUGAAGAAAUUGGUGUUUAUAAAGAUGAAGAGGAUGAAUACAAGUGCAAACACGCAUCACACAUGGAUGCUUUCCGAUGGGUGAAGCGUGAUUCAUAUUUACCACAAGGCAGUCAAGGUUUAAAGGCCGUUACCACAGCAAAACUCGGCUACAAUCCUAUGGAACUGGAUCCUGAAGACAUGACUAGAUUCGCCGCUGAAAAACCACAAACACUUGCACAAUACUCAGUUUCCGAUGCUGUUGCCACUUACUAUCUCUACAUGAAAUAUGUCCAUCCUUUCAUUUUUUCGCUUUGUAACAUUAUUCCCCUCGUACCAGAUGAAGUUUUGCGUAAAGGCACAGGCACGCUAUGCGAGUUGUUGUUAAUGGUCGAAGCGUACAAUGUCAGUGUCAUUAUACCCAACAAACAUGUUGAAGAAACCAACAAAAUGUUUGAAGGACAUUUACUCGAGAGCGAAACAUACGUUGGUGGUCACGUCGAAGCGCUGGAAGCUGGUGUAUUUCGAAGCGAUAUAGAUACUCAUUUCAAAGUUGACCCAUCAGCGGCACAACAGCUCAUUGAUCAGCUCGACUCUGCUUUGAAAUUCACACUUCAAGUGGAAGAGAAGCAGAAACUUGACAACAUUGCCAACUAUCAAGAAGUGUACGACGACAUCAAAAAGAGGCUAGAGGAUUUGCGCGAUAAUCCGAUCCGACACGAAGGCCCUCUUAUUUACCAUCUUGACGUCGCAGCCAUGUAUCCAAAUAUCAUUCUCACCAACCGACUACAGCCAGACUCUAUGAUCGAUGAAUCCAUGUGUGCAACAUGCGAAUUCAAUUUGCCAGACAAAACGUGCGAUCGACGCAUGACUUGGUCAUGGCGUGGUGAAUAUUUUCCAGCUAAACGCAACGAAUACAUGAUGAUUCGCAACCAGUUGAGUACCGAAACGUUCCCGCCAAAGAGACCAACAGAUCCUCCACGACCAUGGCAUGCAUUAACAGAUGGCGAGCAGAGCACAAUGAUCCGCAAACGUCUGACUGAUUAUAGUAAAAAGGUUUAUAAAAAGGUGCGCGAAACUAAAACCUUCGAACGAGAAGAUAUCAUCUGUCAGCGCGAAAAUCCGUUUUAUGUCGAUACUGUUAAGGCUUUUCGUGAUCGCCGUUACGAAUACAAAGGCUUGCACAAGAAAUGGAAACAGAAUCUCGACAAAGCCUCUUCAGGCGGAUCGCUCAAGGAAGCCGACGAAGCCAAAAAGAUGAUUGUCCUGUACGAUUCGCUCCAGCUGGCCCACAAGUGUAUUCUUAACUCAUUUUAUGGUUAUGUAAUGCGUAAGGGUGCUAGAUGGCACUCGUUGGAGAUGGCUGGUAUCGUGUGCUUGACCGGUGCACGCAUUAUUCAGAUGGCACGACAACUCGUUGAACGGAUCGGCCGUCCACUUGAGUUGGAUACAGAUGGUAUUUGGUGUAUCCUACCCAAGAGUUUCCCCGAGACUUUUGCCUUUACAACAAAAAGCGGUAAAAAAAUCAAGAUCGACUAUCCUUGUACCAUGUUAAACCAUCUUGUCCACGACAAGUUCACCAAUCACCAAUACCAACAACUGGUCGACGAAGAAAAGCUCGAAUACUCGGUGCACAGCGAAAACAGUAUCUUUUUCGAAAUCGACGGUCCUUAUCGUGCUAUGAUUUUACCCGCAUCCACAGUCGAGGACAAGCUGCUGAAAAAACGAUACGCCGUAUUCAACGACGACGGAUCGCUCGCUGAACUCAAGGGUUUUGAGGUGAAGCGUCGUGGUGAACUCAAACUGAUCAAGGAUUUCCAGUCUGAAAUUUUCAAGGUGUUUUUGGAAGGGUUGACGCUGGAAACUUGUUACGAAUCCGUAGCCAGAGUGGCAAACCAGUGGCUAGAUAUCUUGUACAGUAAAGCAGUCAAUCUUCACGACGACGAAUUAUUUCAAUUGAUUUCGGAAAAUCGAAGCAUGUCUAAAACUUUGGAAGAUUACGGCUCGCAAAAAUCGACGGCCAUCAGCACUGCAAAACGUCUUGCCGAAUUCUUGGGUGAUGAGAUGGUCAAGGAUAAAGGCCUCGCAUGUAAAUUCAUCAUCUCAGCACGUCCCUAUGGCGUACCUGUCUCUGAACGUGCCAUCCCGGUCACCAUCUUCUCGGCCGAGCCAGAUAUCAAGAGACAUUACCUACGCAAGUGGCUCAAGGAUAAUUCGCUCACAAGCUUUGAUAUUCGUGAUAUCCUGGAUUGGCCGUAUUAUCUCGAGCGUUUUGCGUCAGUGAUCCAAAAGCUGAUUACCAUUCCUGCCGCCAUGCAAAAGGUGAACAACCCUGUUCCUCGGGUGCCGCAUCCUGACUGGCUUCACAAGCGAAUGGUCGACAAGGAUGAUAAGUAUAAGCAGCAUCGUAUCACCGACAUGUUUACACGCGUAGAAAAACCCGGACCAUUGGAAGGAGGCGAAGACGUCGUGAUGCAGGAUAUUGAAGAACUUGAUGUGGGUAGCAACAAGGACGGUCAACAGAUCAAUGGAAGUGCAUUCUUUGGACCGCGCGUAUCCCGUGUCAACAAGCGCAAGCAAGCUUCAGCACCUACUAUCGAAGAAGACGGCCCGCUUCCAGAAGAAGAUCGACCUGAGAACAUGCCUGACAUGCACACAGACUACCAAGGGUUUUUGGAAUUUCAAAAACGCAAGUGGAAGCGGCAACGUGUUAUGCGCGCAAAGAACCGAGAAACAUAUGGUGCAUCCCAACCAGCUGCAAAGCAAGGAGACGUUGGUGGCUACUUUAGACGACAGACAGGCUCGCUCGUGAGCAGCGCAUGGGAACUGAUCCAGAUUGCCGGAACAGAUACGCCUGGCGAAUUCAAGAUGUGGGCUAUGGUUCAAGGAAGGCUGACCACUAUCAGUUUGCAGGUACCGCGUAUUUUCUAUCUGAACAGCCGUGAAGAAGCGCCAAGUACACUUGCCAAGCACGGACCUACAUGCCAAGUCGCCAAGUGUGUGCGUACACUGCCACGUUCGCGUCCAUGCCUUAAUCUAUUUGAAAUUGCCAUGUCAGAGGCAGAUUUUCAGGCCGAAAUUGGCAAAAUUGCAAGCAUUUUCAACGACCCUGCCACAGAGGGAGCCUACGAAACCAGUCUGCCACUUAUUAUCCGUGCACUUUUGUUACUUGGUAACCAGUGCAAGCUCAAAAAAGAUCUGACCGGCAGCAGCCGGAUAGAGGAUCAAUUCAACGUGCUCGAUCUUGUGCCUCAACUAGACGCAAAAUCCAGAUACUUUGACUCAGCCAAAGAAUUCCAAUAUGUGUAUCUCCAUCAUGUCAGCAUGGAGAACCGGCACUUGUUUAUCCUGAUGGGUGCAGCGCUUCCAAAAUCACACUGUUUUGUCGUUGGCGUGUCUGAAAGCAGCAAACAAGUGCCCAACGUCCGGCGCAUGUACUCUGAAUUUUACAACGUGAUGAUCAAGGAUAAACCAGACGCCAGUACCACGGUAGAGAUGAAGAGCAGCUUGGAAUUCGAGACAACGUACUGUAACCGGGAAAAGGAUGCUUUACGCGGCAUCAACAAGGUUCUGGCACAAUAUCGAGACAGUAGGCGUGGUGCAAUGACAAUGCUCGUCGUACGUUCGCCACGCAACGUUUCGGUUCUGACACAACACGCACGGUUGAUCAAUGAGUACCCCUACAUGGCCAUGCCACCCUCCAAUAAGGUCGAUUCGAUGCAGGCCUUGAGCUGGCUGCAACCGGCAGUAAAACGUGCACUGACAAGUUAUUUGAACCUUGGCAACUGGGUCGACCAAAAAAUAGAACAAGCGCGAUACGCCAAUGUGCCUCUCUGCAAUAUACCCGACGACUCAUACACGUUCAUCGCCGAUAUUCUCUUUGCUCGCAGGUUGCACAAAAGCGAUAUGCUACUAUGGUGGUCAUCUGGAAGCAAACCUGACUUGGGCGGUCGCGAGAAAGACGACAAUGCGGUCGAAGAGCCCGAGUGGCCAGAAAUCUCGAACCCUGCAGCAUAUCAAAACGUGUGUAUCGAAAUGGACGUAAUGCGUCUUUGCCUCAAUACGAUCAUGGAAUCACACUUGAUCAACGAACUUGAAGGUACCUCCGAUUCGACUGGUUUCGACAACACUUCGCACACGCUUGAUGAAUAUAGCAACGGAUUGGUCAACAAUACAUCCGCAUUUAGUGAUGGCAUGGUCUCAGCAAGGACGUUUGGUGUGUUGCGUGCCACCGUACAGCAGUGGUUCCAUGAAUCCAUUGGUCAAGACAGCCAGAUGGGUGAUAACAUGGUCGAUGUGCUGCAUCGCUGGCUCCAAAGUCCCAAAUCCAGCAUGCAUGAUCCGUCCCUGUAUGCGCUGGUGCACGGUCUGAUGAAGAAGGUGUUUAUGCAAUUUAUGGCCGAAUGUAAGCGGUUGGGAGCUACGGUGGUGUUUGCCAACUUCCACAGGGUCAUUUUGGCGACUACAAAGGACACGAUGGAGAGUGCCAUGCCGUACGGCGAAUACAUAUUCCGGUCGAUUCAAGCCAAACGUAUAUUCGAAGUGCUCGACUUGCAUCUUGUGGACUACUGGCAGCUGUUAGUAUGGAUGGAUGAGCAGAAUCAUGGCGGUAUGGUCAGCAAGGUCAAUGAUCAAAGCAAGGUGGUGAUGAUAUGGAACGUCAUGUACUAUUUGCCGCCAGCAGUGCAGGAAACAUUCAGACAAACAAUCGCACUCUACAUCAAGAAAACGCAUCAGUUCAAGGUCGAGUAUCCACGCGAUAUACGUCGUCAAAUCGCUACCAUGGAUGUUGACGGGGAGGAAGGUGCCAACGGCAACAGCAAGCAAGGCGCGGAAGAAAAAGAAGACGAGCGAACGAAACACAUGCGGCUUUUCAUAAAGGAAUUGCUCACAGCCCGAGUGCUAAAGUUCGUGACAGAAACAAUCCACAAGCAAGAUCAUAGUGCCGAGUUCGAGUUCCCUCAGCUAUCCGGCUCCCAUCUAAAACUGUCCAACCCUGUACUAGAGUGUGUCAAGUCAAUAUGUGCUGUGCUCGGGCUAGAUAGCUCAUUGGAGCACGAAGUGCGUCUGCUAAAACGAAACGCCCUGCAAGCUAUUGGUGGCCUAAGCGACUUUAGCGCCGAAGCACAAUUCCGUAAUCCAUGCGAGUAUUACAAGCUCACGGAAGUUAUCUGCACGACUUGUAACUUCCCAUCCGAUUUGGACUUUUGCCGCGACCCAGAACUGCAGCCUGCCGCCGAUGGAUCAACCAAGCCAUGGCCGUGUCGAGGAUGCUGUGCACCCUACGACAAAAAGGCGAUUGAACAGCGUAUGGUUAGCCAGGUCCAGCGUUGGAUGACGUCGUAUCAACUUCAAGACUUGCAGUGCAUGCGUUGCCGUGUUGUAAAACGCGAGAACUUGAUGAAGCAGUGCGACCGGUGUGGUAGCGACUUUGUGGUCAUUCAUAACAAGGCAGAACUCACACGAAAGCUUCGAGUGUUUGCCAACAUUGCACAAGAACAGCAUUUCACGCAUCUUUCUGAGAUGGUCCAGUGGACACUUCUCAGUUUGUAA